GGCUGGGGAUCGGUGGAGAGUCCCACGCAGCGGCGGCGGGCAAGGUUAUAUAGGAAGAGAAAGAGAGCGAGGGAGAGAGCAAGGCAGCAAGCGAGCCGGAGCGAGAAAGGGAGAGCGCAAGAGAGAGCGAACACGCACACGCGCGCACACACACACGCUCACACACACAGACACACACGGGAGAGCUUGGAAGUAAUUGGGCUCCAUGGACGAGAUGCUGCUGCUGGCGAGAUGUCUGGUGGUGGUCCUGGUCUCCACGCUCUUGAUGUGCUCAGGGCUGGCGUGCGGACCCGGCAGGGGAUUUGGGAAGAGGAGACACCCCAAAAAGCUGACCCCUUUAGCCUACAAACAGUUUAUCCCCAAUGUGGCCGAGAAGACCCUAGGGGCCAGUGGAAGAUACGAAGGGAAGAUCUCGAGAAACUCCGAGCGAUUUAAGGAACUCACCCCCAAUUACAACCCUGACAUCAUAUUUAAGGAUGAAGAAAACACCGGAGCGGACCGGCUGAUGACUCAGAGGUGUAAGGACAAACUGAACGCCUUAGCCAUCUCGGUUAUGAACCAGUGGCCAGGAGUGAAGCUGCGCGUGACCGAGGGCUGGGACGAGGACGGUCAUCACUCGGAGGAGUCGCUGCACUACGAGGGCCGCGCGGUGGACAUCACCACGUCGGACCGCGACCGCAGCAAGUACGGCAUGCUGGCCCGCCUGGCCGUAGAGGCCGGCUUCGACUGGGUCUACUACGAGUCCAAGGCGCACAUCCACUGCUCGGUGAAAGCAGAGAACUCAGUGGCUGCCAAAUCGGGCGGCUGCUUCCCAGGGUCUGCCACUGUGCACCUGGAGCAGGGCGGCACCAAGCUGGUGAAGGACCUGAGCCCUGGGGACCGGGUGCUGGCGGCCGAUGACCAGGGCCGGCUGCUCUACAGCGACUUCCUCACCUUCCUGGACCGUGAGGACGGCGCCAAGAAGGUCUUCUACGUGAUCGAGACCCGGAAUCCGCGGGAGCGCCUACUGCUGACAGCCGCGCACUUGGUCUUCGUCGCGCCGCACAACGACUCGGCAGCCGCCGAGGAGCCCGAGCCGCCGUCGGGCCCCGGGGUCGGGCUGAGGCCGCAGCCGGGGGGCGCGGCGGGGCACCGAGCGCUCUUCGCCAGCCGCGUGCAGCCCGGCCAGCGCGUGUACGUGGUGGCGGAGCGCGACGGGGACCGCAGGCUGCUGCCCGCCGCCGUCCACAGCGUGACGCUGCGCGAGGAGGCCACGGGCGCCUACGCGCCGCUCACGGCCCAGGGCACCAUCCUCAUCAACCGGGUGCUGGCCUCGUGCUACGCCGUCAUCGAGGAGCACAGCUGGGCGCACUGGGCCUUCGCGCCCUUCCGCCUGGCGCACGCGCUCCUGGCGGCGCUCGCGCCCGCGCGCACGGACCGCGGCGGGGACGGCGGGGGCGGCCGGCUCCCCACGCCCGCGCCAGAUGCGGCCGCCGCGCCAGAUGCCGCCGCCGCCGCCGCGGGCAUCCACUGGUACUCGCAGCUGCUCUACCAAAUAGGCACCUGGCUGUUGGACAGUGAGGCCCUGCACCCCCUCGGCAUGGCGGUCAAGUCCAGCUGA
This is a messenger RNA of Loxodonta africana (African savanna elephant), 1600 nucleotides long. It is a transcript of the gene SHH, whose product is annotated as sonic hedgehog signaling molecule. Gene Ontology annotation, molecular function: patched binding; calcium ion binding. Gene Ontology annotation, biological process: cell-cell signaling; oligodendrocyte differentiation; regulation of gene expression. Bases 206 to 1600 code for a protein of 464 amino acids. Lineage: Eukaryota; Metazoa; Chordata; Mammalia; Proboscidea; Elephantidae. The transcript has 3 exons. The record is from RefSeq and is a predicted model, not a curated record.